AUGUUGGAGUCCUAUAUAACUCCAAUUCUUAUGAGUUAUGUGGAUAAAUACAUAAAGAAUUUGAAACCAAGUGACUUGAAUUUAUCUCUCUGGGGAGGCGACGUGUCACUGACGAAUUUGGAACUAAAUCUUCACGCACUUGAGAAGGUAGGUGAUGGCUGUGGGUCAGUGUAGGUGAAAGAUAUGUAGCUUCAUGGCAAGUCAAACAAACAAUUGAUGAGCUCACCAGACAGCAGACUCGUCACUAUAAAGUAACUAACUAGACACUAUUAAUGGUCGUUUUUAUACACGCGUAAAAAUCUCACAUCUUGUGGAGUUGUGGCAAGUGUGCCAACAUGCUGUCAACAAGUUGUAUUCGCACUGCUUCCAACAAUUUUGUAACAAGCUGUUAACAACCUGUAACAACCUUGUUGAUAUUAUCGGGUUCGUUGCAAGGUUGUUCCAACAAGUCCGAUACAGUCAUCAUGUAACAAAAUUGUUUAAUUGUUACAACCUUGUGUGCUCAACCUUUUAACAUUCUUGUUAUAUCAUGACUGUAUCAGACCUGUUAGAAAAGCCUUGUAACAAGCUUGUUGAUAUUAUCAGAUUUGUAGCAAGGUUGUUCGAACAAGUCCAAUACAGUCAUGAUAUAACAAUGGGUCAUUCCAGAAAACAUCCAUACCACCCCCACGGAGGAAAUAGGAAGUUAACCCCCUUCGGAUGUCCUAAUACAUUUACUAAAUAAAUUAUCAUAAACAAUUUUUUCUCCCCUCCCCCUCCAGGUGGCAGAAAUUUCCUCUGUGGGGGGGAGUAUGGGUCUUUUCUGGAACAACCCAAUAUUGUUACAACCAUAUGUCGUCAACCUUGUAACAUUAGACAGAUUUAGAUCGCGGUCGUCAAAGAUGACGCCAAAAUGGUGUGGCAUAUCCAUACACAUGGGUACAACACGCUAUUUUCACGUCGUCUUUGACAUCCACGUCCUCAAUCUAAAUCUGUCUAUUCUUGUUAUAUCAUGACUGUAUUAGACUUGUCAGAACAACCUUGUAACAAGUCUGAUAAUUCCAUCAAGCUUGUUACAAGUUGUUAACAGCUUGUUCCAAACUUGUUACAACAACUGGAAACAAGCAGUUGGGACACAACUUGUCAACAGCUUGUGAACAGAUUAAUUAAGUCUGCAGACAACUUGUUUGCAGAUUUGUAACAGCUUGUGUGUUUUACGUGUAUUGUUUGAAUGUAAUCAAGUGCGGGGUGGCAAGCAAAAUGGUGAAGUGGAAAACGGGUUUGAGUUGUCAAAGUCUUACUGCUUUCAUUUGCAAGCAAGUUAAUUUUGGCUUGGAAAUAAAUAUGAAUGACACAAAUGAUUAAAUAUCUUCACAACACUUACUGUUCAGAAUUACUAUUGUGCUGAUAUUAAUUUGUGUCAUUCAGACUUAUUUCCAACCCAAACUGAACUGAACGUCAUCGGACAUCAUCAUGCAUAUUAAGUAUAUAUGUCCGACUUGAAGUCAUAAAACAUUUUGUCAGACGACCCUGUAAAAGAUAUUUUAAAGUGCCUAUGCAACAAAAUUUUUACCUUAUUUUUUAUUGUUUUUCUAAAAAGUACUGCUGGAAUGAUGAAAAAUGAUUUUUACAGUUUAUUUGUAUCUUAUCUCAUUCCCAAGUUAUUGCACUUUCUAUAUUUUGAGUUGUGACGUCACAAGUAUGACUCAAGAUAAUGGAAAUAACAAGAAAGUAUGAUAUCUUGGUGACCGUUUAAUAAAAUUCAAUGAAACUUGGCACACUUAGUGGGUGCAACAAAGUCAAUAGUUUGGCUUGUUUAUAUGGUUGUUAUGACAACACACUCCUGCCCAGUCCCUUCUCUUCCAAUUUCUAUAUGAUCCAUUUCCAACGAAAUAAAUAGCAAUUUCUGCAAUUUUCGCUUAUUACUAUAAUAUGUGUAGGUAUUGUAAUCAGUUUGAACCAUUAUAAAAUGAAAACAUCCUCUGCAAGAGGUCUACAGGUGGAAAUUUGUGAAAAGGAAGAGAAGAGACUGGGGACUAGUGUGUUGCCAUGACGACCAUAUGACCUGCCAAGAAUAUUCAUACGGGUGCACCCACUAAGUGUACCAAGUUUCAUUGAAUUUUAUUAAAUACUCACCAAGAUAUCAGACUUUCUUGUUAUUGCCUAAACCUCAAGUCAAACUUGUGACGUCACAACUCAAAAUAUAGAAAGUGUGAUCACUUGAGAAUGAGAUGAGAUAUGAAGAAACUGUAAACGUCAUUCUUCAUCAUUCCAACAGUACUUUUAAAAAAAAUAAAAAAUGAGGUAAAAAUUUCGUUGCAUAGGCACUUUAAGGCCUAGUGAACAGGGGUCGAAAUUAAAAUUUUUUUGUACUAUACAGCCGGAAUUAUAGUAGAUUUUUAUAUUUACUAUUCCGUCUGAAAAUCCACUAUUCCUUAAUGUACUGUUUCUGAGAGCCUGUUCAUGCAGGGUCCGCGCUAAUGUUCUGAUUUUCGUGAAAUCAUCAUUGAGACUCCUAAAGUAAACAGAAUAAUUGAAUAACAAAAAAUAAACAUGUACAGGGCUUGAACAAUUUAUUAUUAAAAAAACAAAGUUCAAACACCGAAAUGAACUUGCGAACUUUGUUGCGAAGUUCGCAACCCAAUUCCGUAAUUGGCAAGUUCGCAACAACCUUGGGAACCGCGCGUUGAAAAGUAAUUUGAAAUCAACAAUAAUAUUGGUGCAAAGAAAUUAGAAUAUGCAAGUAUUGCAAGCGAACCGAGUAUUACGAAGUGGAACAGUGGCUCAAUGUCCGGUAUAAAGUGAUAUAUUAUACAAGAGGAAAACUCUUGCUUGUCGAUAUUUGGUACCACAUUUUGUACUAUACAAACGGAAUACUGUGAUCAUGAAGUUUGCUAUUCCGUCAGGCAUUUUAGUACUGUAUAUUCGAAAUAGCGGGAAUUUCGAGCCCUGGUGAAUUUCAAAGUGAAACAGUAUCGGUCAUUGGUAUUAUCUGUUGCCAUUCCUGUGCAUUGUUACAUGUCUCAUAAACUUUAUUUCAUUCCCAGGAACUCAAUUUUCCUGUCACGUUCCUGAGCGGGAAAAUCCACGAACUACACAUACACGUACCAUGGACCAAACUCUACUACGAACCAGCCGUCAUUACAAUCAACACCAUCGAAUGCAUCCUAAAACUGCAAGAAAACAACUUUACUGCCGAGGGCGUUGAAGAAGCCACCGAAAUCCAACAGGCCGACAUCAAACCAACUUCGGACACAACUGCCCCGCAAACUGAAAACGAAAAGACCCUUCCCCCUGGAUAUGUUCAAAGUUUGUUAAAUAAAGUUAUUUAUAAUUUGACAGUGAAAGUCAACAACUUUAUACUAAAAUAUGUUGAAGACGAUAUUGUUUUGUCCAUUAAUGUAAAAUCAGCCGAAUUUCACAGCGCAAACGAAAAUUGGGUUAAAGCCUUUGUAGACGUAGCUGCUCCAAAUUGGAUACUUCAUAAAAUGUGUAAUAUAUCUGACCUGACCGUGUGCUUAGAUAGACGAAACGCUAGCGGGAUUAUAGAAAUGUAUCAGGACCCGUUGGCAUACAAAUGUAACUUAUCUUGCAGAGUGCAAGUUUAUUACGAUAAAGAAGGCUUUCAUUUGCCGCUGGAGAAGAAUUUAAGUGUUUAUUGUGAAUGUUUGGAAGUUUCUAUAACGGACCAACAGUUGCCGCUGCUUUUAAGGUUGCUUAAAUUAGGGCUGAGUCUGUAUUACGGUACCCUGGAUCUUCCAGGCUGCGAGCCGUUGCCUCAUUAUGCAAAAGAAAUAAUCGACAAGAAAGGCCAAAAUUUAAACUCUAGUAUUAUCAGUCAAUUACCAAGCACAUUUGGUGUUGAAAAUGACACUGAGCUCUCAGAAACCGGAUGGUUAUCAUGGGCAUAUUCUAUGGUCCCAGGUUUAGCCGCUGACCAAAAGACACCAGAUGCGUCACUAAUUCCUCUCGUCUCAAUAUUCGGAGUCUAUAUUUCCCAGGCUACUUUGAGUUUCAAGAUAACCGAGCCAAUCAGUGAAGGGAAUUUUCUGGGUGCUCAAAGGUUUCUUUUUAAACCAAUCCUGACUCUCGAGGCGUCCGGUGUUGCACAAGAGAUGAUUACUAAAGGGAGCUCGUUCUUUGAUUUUCAAAUGGGAGUGACCUCAAUCACUGGAUGGUUGGUCGAUGCAUGUGUUUGUAAGAAUGAAGAGAAAGUAUUGGGUGAAGAUGACGGUGGAAACGCAAGAGAACCCGAG
Molecule: messenger RNA, 4235 nt
Organism: Paramuricea clavata
Lineage: Eukaryota; Metazoa; Cnidaria; Anthozoa; Malacalcyonacea; Plexauridae
Source: the annotation of a GenBank genome assembly